UUUCCAAAAUAAUUUUGAAAAUUUUCUAAAAAUAUUCUAAAACUAGUCCAAUUCAAUAUGAUUUAGGUUUUAGAACCAUUUUUUGGUGCAAUCCUAGCUAAAUCGGUCUAGACUCCAGUUCUUAAAAGUUAAAAUACAAAUUUUCGGUCUUGGAUCCAGUUAGGCUCUGAUUGUUCAGUCUGGUCUUGGAACAUUGAACAGUCCUACCUCCCUUUCCCAACCCUCGAAUACAGUAACAAAAUUGACUCUGUUAUACUCGAAAAUAGCAACAAAACCCACGAAAGCGUUGUGGGUUGGAGAUUAUCAUUUUGGAGUGUGGUUGCCAGUCCCGUCUCUGGAUGGGUACCAUUUAUCUCUUUGUUAUUGAGGUAGUGCUUGGUGAUAUUUCAGUUUUAAGCAAAUCUUGUAAGUCAUUUCUUUGGUGUCAUGUAAAGAGAAAGGAAAUUUUGUAGUCCAUUACUCCCUCCGGUUUUUUUUUAUUAAUGUGCCUCAGUUUAAAUUUGACACUAUUCAUAAACAUUGCUUUGACCAAUGUUUAUGCUUUAUACGUAAACUAAAAUAUAAUUAAUGAGUACUUAUUAUAAUCAUCUUAAAGCAAAGCUUCCAAAUAUCAACUUUUUAUAAUUUAUAUACUUAUUGAUAAUUAAUGAUAUCAUUAGUCAAAGUUGUACAUUGAUAGAUGUGACGGUCAAACUGUGGCACUUAAAUAAAAACGGAGAAAGCUAGUCCCAUUUGGUGUCGAACAUGUUUGGAAAAAAAGUACACUUUUCCUAAAGUCUCAUGCCCAACCUAAAUGGUGCAAUUAAAAAACCAGAGAAAGUAUUUAACCAAAAAAAAAAAAAAAUUAGGGUUGUUCCGAUUUAUUGAAAACAACCUAACUAAACUGAAUUGAUCUGAAUAUAGCUGAAAUAAAUUGUUUAUAAGAGAAGGAAAUUAAAAACUGAACUGAACUAAAAUUAAGGUGAACAGAACAUACUCUUAACAUGCUAAAUACCACACUACCCUUUUAAUCUCAACCCAAUUUCAUUUCCCAGGCCAUAAAUUCAUAAUACUUUGCAUCAAAAAAAAUAAAUCCAUAAUACUACUACAGUAAUACCCCAGCUAUACGGCAGUGAGGCGGUUUUGAGCACGUUAAGGUAAAUUCUUAAUUUCGUAGAAUUAUGUUUUUUUAAGUUGCCUAAUUUUUCAAAUUUAGUUUCUUAAUUUUUAAAUGAAUUAAUUUCUUACUACGAUUUUGUGCUCAAUUCAUUCUCAAUUUGUCUUGCCUUAUUUAUGUUCAAUUUGCAUUAUUACUCCAUUAUCAUCAGUUAUCUCAAUGUAAUGCUUCAUUUUUCUGUUAUUUAAUUCUUGGUUUUUUUUUUUUUUUUUUUUUUUUUUUUUUAGUUUUUGUUUGUGGGAAAUUUGAAUUUUUCUGUAUAAACUAUAUAGUUUACACUGCUAAUUGACAUGGUCGUCAAUGGUAGAUUUGCUUGGAGUUGUGACAUUUGCACCGCCGCCUGCGGUUCAUGCCUUCAUUCUGUUAUGAUAAUCAAUUCUAUGAUUGAAAGCUAUUUCUUAAUCAUGAUUAUUCCAUAAGUUUCUGUCUUUUGAAACCUGAUUAUGGCAUUGCUUCUGCCUAUCCCUUUUUCCAAUAGAGGAAGACCCUACUUUGGCCUCGAAUCGAGCUUUAUACCCCCAAUAACAAUGGAUAAGAUUGGUAGAGGUGGGGGUGGUUUUGUUUCUUUGGGGAAAUGUAGGAGGAGGUCACUUUUGAUUUGUUGUUCUGUUCCGAAGCUUGUAUGGGAUCGUUCAUUAGAUAGGCAUGUGAUUAAACAGAAUAGAAUUCGGUUUGUGCAGAAGCUUAGGAAUUUGCUUCUUUCAAAACCCAAGCACUACAUGUCUAUUUAUGUUCUUUCCAAAUGCCGCUCCUACUUAUCUCUAACAAAGCCUCGGUCUAUUGUCUCCAUGAUCCAACGUUAUCCUACCAUUUUCGAGCUCUUCUAUGUGCCAUAUCCACCUACUCCACUCAAUGCAACUAAAACAAACUCCCAACUAUGUGUGCGUCUAACCCCUGCAGCUGAAUCGCUUUCUAUGCGAGAAGCCCUUCUUAGGUCUACUGCUUCUGUUUUGAUGGCCAACAAGCUUCAAAAGCUUCUCAUGCUUUCUCCUCAUAAGAGGCUUGUUAUGUCAAAGCUUGUGCAUUUGGGCCCUGAUCUUGGGCUACCACCUAAUGUUAGAUCCCGUAUCUGCAAUGAACAUCCUGGAAAAUUCAAGAUUGUUGAUACAUCCUAUGGUCAUGCUCUUGAGCUUGUUUCUUGGGACCCAAAUUUAGCAGAACCAUUGCCAAAAUUUAGCAAUCACUCACAUGAGCUGAUCGUGGAUCGGCCCUUGAAAUUUAAGCUAGCGAAACUGAGAAAGGGCUUAACUGUGAAGAGACGGGAUCAUGAUUUUUUUAUUAGAUUUGGAGAAUUGCCAGAUAUAUGCCCCUAUAAGACUUCUUUUGAAGAAUUUCAUAAGAAUUCUUUAGAAGCAGAAAAGAGGGCUUGCAGUGUAGUGAGGGAAAUUUUGGGGAUGACAAUUGAGAAGAGGACGUUAAUUGACCAUUUGACACAUUUCGGAAAGGAUUUUGGGCUACCCAACAAGUUAAGGGCUAUGUUAGUUCCGCAUCCAGAGCUGUUUUAUGUAAGUUUGAAGGGCCAGAGGGAUUCAGUGUUCUUGGUUGAGGCAUAUGAUGAUAAUGGUGAACUCAUCCAAAAGGAUGAAGGGCUACUAAUCAAAGAUCAUUUGUUUGAGCUGGUCAGGCAUGGCAAGAGAAUAAGGCGAGAAAUGAAAUUGGCCUUAGCUAAUGAUGACACUCUCAUUAAAGAUCAUCCUGUUGCUGUUGUUCAUCAGGAGCUAGAACCUUUUGAUGACGUUACUGAAGAUGAUAGAUUUGAGGAUCUAUUUGACGGGAAUGAUUCAGAAUUUGAAAUUUGCGAGGAAGACACUGAUGAAGAGUAUGAUCAACCGGUGGACGUCAAUGCAGAGCAGCAAUUCUGGAGGCCUGGGGCUGGGGGUCAUAGGGAAAACAGUGAUACUUCUGAACGCUGGUAGUAAUGAAUAUUGACACUGUAAAAAGUUUAUAUUUAGGUUCUCUCUGGAAAGAAAUGGAGUGAAAAUAUGAAGGAAUGUAAGUUUUCCUGUUGCCAUCAUUUUCUGUAUUCAUGUAAUUUUCUGUAUAUAGUGUUUUUAUUACUUGUUCUAGUCUGGUGAUUCGGGUAAAAUAUUUAUUUUCCUUUUGUU
Messenger RNA from Chenopodium quinoa (quinoa), 3261 nucleotides. Its product is annotated as protein ROOT PRIMORDIUM DEFECTIVE 1-like. Bases 1600 to 3072 code for a protein of 490 amino acids. Lineage: Eukaryota; Viridiplantae; Streptophyta; Magnoliopsida; Caryophyllales; Amaranthaceae. The record is from RefSeq and is a predicted model, not a curated record. Gene Ontology annotation, molecular function: RNA binding. The transcript is spliced from 2 exons.